UUCUUAAAGCACAAGAAGAAGUCCUCGGGCAAUAUCAACAAGAGCAGACAUGUCUGUGAUGUGUUCAUGCCAUCUGUCAAAACAUUGCUGGCAGACUGAGAAUUUAACACCGACAUUAUCUUUAUUUAUGCCGUGAAGUUAUCUCGCGUCAGCUUCAGUUAUGCAGAAAGAUCACAUAACCAUGGCAGCUCAACCACCCUGUCUGCCUCUGAGGGAAUUUUGCCCCCUUUACUAUCUGCUCAACUCCAUACCUGCAAAAGUCCAGAAAGGCUUCCGUUCCAUCCUCGUCUAUCUCACAGCUCUGGACAGUAACAGUGACUACAUCGCAGUGGGCAGCAGCAUCGGCAUGCUGUACCUUUACUGCAGGAGAGUGAGCCAGAUGAACAAGUACAACCUGGAGGGGAAAAGUGAGGCUAUCACAGUAGUGAAGUUGCUGAGUUGCUUUGAUGACCUGGUGGCUGUUGGUACCGCCUCAGGCCGUGUCGCACUCUUUCAGCUGGUGUCACAGCUGCCAGGCAGGAAUAAACAGUUGAGGCGCUUUGAUGUCGUAGGCCUGCACAAGAGCACCGUGACAGCAUUAGCAUGGAGCGCUAAUGGCAUGAAACUCUUCUCCGGCGAUGAUAAAGGGAAAGUGGUCUAUUCCGCUGUGGACCUGGACCAGGGUGUGUGCAACCCUGUGGUGCUGUUAGAAGAGCCUUCAGCCAUAGUUCAGCUGGAAUACAGUCAGAAAGUUCUUCUUGUUUCUACCUGUCAGCGCGCUCUCGUGUUCAACACUCAAGAACAAACUCUCCAGCAACUGGGCACCAAACCCAGAAAAAGCAACGGCAAGUUUGGAGCUUGUUUCCAGCCUGCUCUGUGCAAGCAGAGUGAUCUUCUGGUGUACGCAGCACGGCCAGGCCUUCGUCUCUGGAGAACAGACGUGCGUGGACGAGUACAAGAGACGCACGUACUCAAGCCACUCUUUAACCAGGAUGUGCCUCAGUUCGAGCUCUUCCCUCGCUCAAGCCCCAGCGGAGCAUAUCGGCCCAGUGAGCGGCAGCUGGGGCUGGUCACCUGCUUUCUCAAGGAAGGCUGGGUGCUCAGCUGGAAUGAGUACAGCGUCUAUGUAUUGGAUUGCACCAACCAGGUCAUCGUCGGUGGGAUGGAAAGCUGUGGAGACAUAGUGUCUGUGUCUUGCACAGAAAACGAGAUCUUCAUUUUGAAAGGAGACCGUGACAUUAUGCGCAUCUCCAACUACCCUGAGGGACUGGUCUCCAACGUGUCAGAUCUGUCCUAUCGCCUAACCUCCCCUCUCUCCACCCCGACCGUUUUGCUCCCCGCAAAUGGUGCGGUGGAAAUGGCUCAGCCUAUCAGGACUGUAGCUAUCAUUGCAGAACCAGAAGAGCGACCCACAGGAGCAGAGGAGUCUGAAGAGGCACAGGAGGGAUUAAAAGAGGCACAGGAGGAGUUCAGCCAGGCACUGGAAGCACUAGAGGUGCCGGAGGAGGUUGAGAACCAGAAGAAGACAUCAAUGGACACACGAAGCCGCAGUAGCUCCGUCACAUCAUGGGAGAGCACACAGGGAGCCUCGGAGAUGUCCUGCAGCCGCUACAGCACCAUCACCCAAGAGGAUUUUCAGCAGGAGCUAGUUGUCAAACCUGUGAAGUUGAGGAGGAAGGGCAGGAGGAUAAGACAUGAGAGUGGGAACUGUGUGAACGAGCACAGCAGCUGGUCAGAGAGCAUGUACAGCCAGGAUGGCUUGACCAGCGACGGCAUCCCCACACCUGCCAGCGAGCCACCCUCUGACCGCACGAGCCUCCUGUGCAGCAGCCUGGACCUCCACAGCAACGACUCUCCCGAUCACGAGGGCUCAGUGUGCAUAGAGAUGCUCAGCACCGAAACAUUUUCAGCAAAGAACUUUUCAGAGAAAACCCAGAUUCAGGACCAGGAGAGCAGUGAGAGCUCCCUAAGAAGCAAAGAAGCAGAUGUUCAGCUGUCAUGUCCCACAUCCCUCUGUCUACAAGACAUGGACUGCCAGGUUUACAAUGACCCUGCCAAAGCUGAGGACAGCAAGGAGCAAACAAGCAGCAUGCCAGAUGUAGACAUGCUGCUGGAGUGCACUUUCUCCUACAUGCAUGCAGCUAACGAGAAGCCUGACAUGGAGGAACCGUCUGAGAUGCAGAAUGCAGAGCUUCAGCCUAAAGAUGAUUCAGAAAGGAACUUUGAUUUGGAUUUACCAUACUAUUCCAUAAGGCCACUUCCAUAUUCCCCAGAACCAGAGCCAGAACCAUCACCCUCCAGUGACGAAGAGGACAUAUAUGCACAUGGAGUGCCAUGUAGUGCCAGCCUGGGGGACGGCCUCAGCAACGCAGGCCUACAGACUUCUACUGUGAAGCAGACAGAGCCGGAAGACAUGCGGCUCCACAAAACAGAUCAGUUGGCCGAGAGCUGGAUGGGCUACAGUGGGCCGGGCUGUGGCAUCCUCAGCCUGGUAGUGACUGAGCGAUACAUCUGGUGCCUAGAUUUUAAAGGAGUCCUGUACUGCAGCAGCCUCACCAAUGGCAGCCUGAGCUGGCAGAAAUAUGAAGAGAAUGUCCAGCAGGUGGCUUUAUCGCCUUCUGGCUCAUUGCUAUGGAAGGUGGAACAGAAGACCAUGACAGCCUAUGCCUGUGGAAAAGUGACCAUCAAGGGGAAAAGGCACUGGUACAAAGCCCUGGAUGAGACUUCCUUUGUGGCAUUGAGUGAUGACACAGCCUGGAUCAUACGCACCAGCGGAGACCUUUAUCUCCAGACAGGGCUGAGCAUGGACCGGCCAUGUGCGCGCUCAGUGAAGGUGGACUGCCCAUGUCCCAUGGCACAGAUAGCAGCACGGGGCAGUGUGGUGUGGGCACUGAGCGAGCAAAGGGUUCUCUUCUACAGAGAGGGACUCAGCAGCUACUGUGCAGAGGGUGAACAGUGGAAAUACGACAAAGUCAGUGAGACUCAGCGUCUGGAGCCCAUCUGCAUUGCCCUGGGUGAGAACAACACACUGUGGGCGCUGGACACUAGCGGUAGCCUUUGGUUCAGAACCGGGGUCACAGCUAAGAAACCCCAGGGUGAAGAUGAGCACUGGUGGCAGGUGAGCAUCACAGAUUAUGUAGUGUUCGAGCAGGGCGGCCUCUUCCAGACACUGAUCCAGGCCACGCAGAGUGUCGCCACAGCCACCAAGGCUCCCGUGGAGCGAGUUGCCGAGCGCUUGCGUGUGGCAUUCCUCUGGCAGCAGUCUCAAUGUCACCCAAGCCUGGUCAGUGCCAACCGCAGCGGCGUGUGGAUCGCCUCGGGUCGCAAUGACUUCCACGUGGCCAAGGGCAGCCUUAUUGGGACAUAUUGGAGAACUAUUGUUCCCCGGGGGCUUGCAUCUGCUACUAAGUGGGCAUUUGUGUUUUCGUCAGCAGUUUCAGGCAAAGACGGGAGUUUUCUUUGGCUGGGUCAGAGCAGGAAAGACUUGUUCUGCAUUUGGGACCAGGACCUGCAGAUGCGUCCUCUCACUGUCCAACUGCCUGCAGACGUGGAGAUUGUGCAGCUGUCAGCCUGCAGAGACGCUCUGUGGGGUCUGGACCAGCAUGGCCGUGUCCACAUUCGCACACUCACAGCCAACUGCCCCACCGGCCUCCACUGGACACCUCUAGACCUCAGCCAGCUUGGACACGUGAGGCUUCUGAGCUUUUCCUGUGGCAGUCAGAAUGUGUGGGCAUGUGACUCCAAUGGCAUGGUGUAUUUCAGAGUGGGAACACAACCACUAAACCCCAGCAUGAUGCUUCCAGCCUGGAUCUGCAUCGAGCCACCUGAGCAGCCUGUAGGUGUACACUUAGUACGUGUUCAGACCAGUCCUAACGACCGCAUGCUGUGGGCUCUGGACAGCCGCUGUAAUGUACACGUGCGCAUUGGCAUAACCGAGGAGAUGCCAGUUGGGACAGCCUGGGAGCACAUUCCAGGGCUCCAGGCUAGUCAGUUAGUGCUGAGCACAAGAACUGCAUGGGUGCGCUGUCCUAAUGGUGAGAUGGCUCGACGAUACGGGAUCUCAGAAAAGAACCCAGCCGGGGACUACUGGAAGAAGGUGCCAGGCUUGGUCAACUGGCUGACAGUGACUCCCAUGGAUGAGGUCUGGGCUGUUACUCCAACUGGUGCAUUGACACAGCGCCUCACCAAGACCCUGCCACACAACACCGGCAAAAAUCACACCAACACAGGCUCUCUCAGUGGGGAAGAACUCGAAGAGGAGUGGGAGGUGAUUUAGACAGCUGUGUUGUGUGUUCUUGUAAAAACAGUUAUGUUGUUUUUUGCUAGUGAGCACUUUUCCCCCUUUUUUUUUGUUCUGUUCUUAACCUGUGUACAGAGAGACUGUCUUUACAGAUUGUACAGAAUUUUUGAUGGUUAGGUUUUGAAGGGAUGUCUCAACAAAAAAUAUUUGUUUAAUUAACUUAUUUUAACCAUGCACUAUUUAACUUUUUACCCAGAAUAUCAGGAGCCGUUAUGAUUUUCUUUUUUUUUCUUUUUUUUUUUUAUUUAUUAAUAUGAAAUGGUCUGGUCAGUAACACAAUGCAUACGAUGAGCUGUUUCUGCCACAGGUAUGAUUACAAAAUACAAAUCAGCAUUCUAAUGCUAAACAUUUGACGAAAAUGGGCUCUGGUUCAAAGACAGGAAUGGGAAAGGGACAGAGACUAAAGUCUGAUCUUGAUGUAAAACAAAUAUGUGAAAGGGUUGGUCAUUAAGAGCAUUAAUUGAUUGCUCUUUAAGGCAAGUGAUAUCAAGUUAAUGGUCUCCUUCUCUGUGAGGUCCAAGUGAUACAAUGCAGAAUGUGUAUGGUGAUGUAAAGUGUACUGUUUUGAACUAAAGCGUAAUGUUAACUUAUAAAAUGUACAAAUGUACUUUUUCUAACUUACAUGUGUGGUGUAUAACAUCUAUUAACACUAACUGUCUAGCUUUUUGCCUGAAAAUGCCAUUCUGAAUUUAGUGAAUUGAUAUAUCUGUGGCUGAUUAAGUGAAACAGACAUAAGCAUAAUCAAUUUGGUUCGUAAUCAGAUACCGGCUGUCAGAAUGUCCACACAGAGCCACAGUCUGACUGGACUCUUCAAAUGUGAUUUUUCUCCCUUUUCCCGGUUUGGGAGCAGCCAGAUUUUUACAUUGCCAUUAAGAUACAUGCAAAAGAGAAAAAGUUCAGGAAAGUCUGUAGUUUUCAGAAUAUACCAUAUAAAGCAGAAAGUAUUAACAUUUCACCAUAGGAAGGGUUUUUCCAGGCCACCACACAUGUUGUGAAGCAACCAGAGACAUGUCCCGAAAUAAACCGAAAGUCUAGUUAAACAUGUUUACAAUAACAGUAUGCUGAGCGUAACACUUACACUUUAGUGUAAUUGUACAGCCAAAAACAUAAUGUGGAUAAACAGGAAGCUUGAAGCAGAAACCUUACUGACACAGAAGUAAAAUUACUGGGACCAAAAGUACUUAUUAGUGGAUUUUGAAUUCCAUUCUGAUUAAUCUAGUGCAUAUUUUCAUUUUCCCAAUUUUUAACCGCUGUACAUUGGGAGAGCUUCAAAUGACUGAUACUGAGCAUUAAGGUCCACCACUUCGUAAUCAACAUAAGAACUUAUAUAAUGUCCUGUUCAAUGAAGAAUGAAGGAGGAACUAUUUUACUAAUAUUUAUCGAUCUUUGCUUCGACACAGAACUCACCCAGGAAUGUAUGUAAAAAUGAUCAAAAUUGGUAGUAGCUACUGAGAGCUGUUACCAGUAUUCAUUUCAUACUAUAAGGCACAAGGCAUGCUUAAUGCUUAGUUAUUCACAUACCUGCUGUUUGUCGGUUCAGAUCCGCUGUGUGCAUGAAUGAUCAGACGCUGGAAAAGGAGAUGAAGAGGUGUAUAUUUUUUAUCUUUUCAUUGCUGUAACUUGGUUCACUUGGUUAUUAGUAGACUGUUAAUGUGUUAAUGUGACCAUCUACAGCACUCUUCUAAGCCACCUCGGUUCAUAGAAACUUUCAUAGUCCAUUCUGAGUGAACUGUAAUGUUGUACUGGCAACUUUCAUUUAGAGAAUGCACUUUAUUAAGAAAUAAAUAAAUGUGUCAAGUGUAUUAUAAUUUAAUAAGAGGCAUAUAUAAUAGUACUCUGUGUCUUUUUUUUGUAACUCACCUUGUGAUUUGUCUGUAAAUUUUUUUUGUAACAGACAGCUCAGAAAUAUUAUGCAAAUGAACUAUGGUAAGUACAUCAACAUUGCAUUAGUAGUGCAGUUGUUUGUGGUUGUUUUACUUUUUAUCUGUGAUCAUUUGCCUUUUAUUUGGGGCCCUCUGGGGCUCUCAUGUCCUCUUUUCUUCUCCUCUUCUCCUCUGACCACUAUGCUGUUGGUGAAAAUGAAAUGGGAUACACUAGCACUCAUUAUAGAGCACUGAUGUUAUGCGUAUGGUAUAUUAUCACUAAUACCAUUAACCACGCUUUAACUGCUGCUGUCAUCACUUUAUGCUGUCUAUAUGAACUUCAAGAAUUAAAAAAAGAUGUUUACCAAA
This is a messenger RNA of Hemibagrus wyckioides, 6510 nucleotides long. RefSeq names its product tectonin beta-propeller repeat containing 2 (gene tecpr2). The record is from RefSeq and is a predicted model, not a curated record. Bases 161 to 4255 code for a protein of 1364 amino acids. NCBI's taxonomy places the organism in Eukaryota, Metazoa, Chordata, Actinopteri, Siluriformes, Bagridae. The transcript is spliced from 20 exons. Gene Ontology annotation, molecular function: protein binding.